AUGGCGAACCGCCCGGGCUGCAUGUAUUCGCUGCGCCGCUUUGAUCUGUCCCGCAACCAGUUUUUCUACUCAACACCGGAAGAAGUAGCUUUACAUGGGCGAGUCCUGCCGCCGAUACAAAGAGAUUCUUCAUCAUCCCUGAGCAAGGCCAGCGGCAGGGUCAAGAAGCAGCAAGCCUCAGAGAUUCGGACGAUUCGGUUGCCGUCACCACUCGUCAACAUGCGGCCGGCGCCAUACCCGAAGCCUAAGUCCGACGAACUCAGACUGGAUGUGUUCGCUCUCUCGGAACGCAACAUCGUGUUCGCAGACCGCCAAAGACACGUCUUCACCUACGACACUGACUCGGAAUGCUUGGUCACCAUGCCCAACCUCCACGCUCCCAAGGUUGAUCCAUUGGCCAUCUCUAUUCCUCGUCCCGGAGGUGGUGAAGGCAGCCUCUACAUGAUCGAGAGGCUGCUAUGUCCUGGCAAGAGCUUCCAGUUCGAGGCCCUUGUGUCCGGCCAGCACUACAAUGAGUCCCAUCCCUGCAGGACCUGGCAAUGUGACGAGCUCCCGCUGCCGCCACUGGAAGAAGAAAUAUUCAUCGACUCCUGUGCAGUGGUGGGCAACGUCAUCUGCAUCUCUGCAUCUGGCUUUGGCAGCUACUGCUUUGACACGCUGAGCCACUCCUGGAGCCGUGUUGGUGACUGGGUGUUGCCCUUCUUUGGCACCGCGUAG
Molecule: messenger RNA, 717 nt
Organism: Triticum turgidum subsp. durum (durum wheat)
Lineage: Eukaryota; Viridiplantae; Streptophyta; Magnoliopsida; Poales; Poaceae
Source: the annotation of a GenBank genome assembly